Molecule: messenger RNA, 2879 nt
Organism: Diachasma alloeum
Lineage: Eukaryota; Metazoa; Arthropoda; Insecta; Hymenoptera; Braconidae
Product: metabotropic glutamate receptor 2
Exons: 16
Coding region: 1-2877 (958 amino acids)
Biological process (GO): regulation of synaptic transmission, glutamatergic; G protein-coupled glutamate receptor signaling pathway
Cellular component (GO): membrane
Molecular function (GO): adenylate cyclase inhibiting G protein-coupled glutamate receptor activity
Source: RefSeq, a predicted model, not a curated record
AUGGCAAUGCAUCGUGAUCGUCCAACCUCGAUGAGUGCCAUCAGAGCGCGAAAAGUCCUGUUGUGGAUAUGCCUGUGCCUCUGUCUUCUACUCACUGAUUGCUACAAAGAUUCCGAUGAGCACAUUGAGGAAGACCCCUCCAAACUCAUACGCAUCGACGGCGACGUCAUUUUCGGUGGAAUAUUUCCGAUGCACGAACAGGUCGCCGGCAUUGGUGGUGAAUCGCCGUGUGGCGCUGUGAAAGAGGAGAAGGGAGUGCAACGCCUCGAGGCGAUGCUCUUUGCCCUUGACGAGAUAAACAAGAGUGAUGUUUUAUUGCCGAAUACAACCAUCGGCGCAUUGAUCCUCGACUCGUGCAGCAGUGACACAUAUGCCCUUGAUCAGAGCAUGGAGUUCGUGAGGUCCUACAUGAAUCAGGUAAAUACAGGUCGUGAUAUGUCGGAGUACAGAUGUGAAGACGGUCGGCCACCCCAGUACACACCCCACAAAUCUGUGACAGGAGUCAUUGGAGCGUCUUUCAGUGUGGUAUCGAUAAUGGUGGCCAACAUUCUCAGACUCUUCAAAAUACCUCAAUUGAGCUAUGCGUCUACGAGCACUGAGCUCUCGGAGAAGAGUCGCUUCGAGUAUUUCAGUCGAGUCGUGCCGCCGGAUAAUUUCCAGGCACAGGCAAUGGUUGAAGUGGUACAUCAGCUCGGUUGGAAAUACGUGUCUACAGUGGCAGUUGAGGGUGAUUAUGGCGAGAAAGGAAUCGCAAGUUUCAUCAGUCUAGCCGGGGAGUACAGCAUAUGCAUAGCAGUGAGUGAAAAAAUCUUGAGAAACUCUCGCAACGAGGACUUUGAUCGUAUAAUUGAACGACUUAACUCCAAGCACAAUGCAAGGGGCGUUGUGCUUUUUGUUGAUGAGGAUAAUGUGAGAAAGCUGUUGCAAGCAACUAUCAGAGCCAACAUGACUGGUCACUUUAUGUGGGUCGGCAGCGAUUCGUGGGGUGCUAAAGUCCAUCCAGUGCGAGACCAAGAGUUUGCUGCCGAAAGUGCAAUAACAAUCCUGCCCUUCCGUAAUCGACUCGAUGAUUUCGAUGUCUAUUACAAAAAUCUCAGGCCACGAGUGGGGGAUGAGUGCGGUGGUCAGACUGAGAGGAACGUGCCGCAUCCGAAAUUACCCGAGAAAAUGGUCAAUUGUCGUAAUGUUUGGUUUAGGGAAUUCUGGUCGCAGCAUCACAAGUGUAUAUUCGGGGGAUCGGCGGCACAAACUGGGAUGAAGGGAUGCACUGGGGAUGAAGUGAUGAACGAGUACGAUCAGGAGGGGCUUGUGCCAUUUGUAGUGGAUGCAGUUUAUGCAAUGGCACACGCUGUGCACAAUUACAUUGAUGCUGAGUGUGUCAAAGUACAAGGGACAAUGCACCACCUGUGCGAUAAACUGGCACCAGCCCCGCCCGGUCAACAUCUUCUCCAGUAUAUACGUAACGUAUCAUUCGUCGGUCGUCAGGAGACGGAAAUAAGAUUCAACGCUGAUGGCGAUGCCUAUGGGUACUACAACAUUUAUCAGUAUCAGAAGAAUGAGGAGGGGCGAUUCGAUUAUACGCGCAUCGGAUCGUGGAAAGAGAUACUUACUCUGGAUAUUAACAUGACAAGGUGGACCGGAGGUGCGGGUGAAGCUAAUAUACCCCGGAGUACCUGCAGCGACAAUUGUCCACUGGGUCACGUUCGUAAUUUCCAGGACGCUUGUUGCUGGAGUUGCAUGAGCUGCUCGGAGACAUCCUACGUUUACAACGAUACCUGUCGCAUUUGCGAGCCCGGAUGGGCACCUGAUAUCUGGAAAUCUAAAUGCAUUAAAGUACCCGCUGAAGUUAUCCACUGGCGCAGUCCAUGGGCAAUAGUGCCACUUGCAUUCGCUGGCAUUGGAAUACUCAGUACUCUAUUCACUUUUGUCGUUUUUUUGCGGUUCAAUGAUACACCAGUGAUAAAGGCCUCCGGCCGAGAGCUCUGCUACGUCUUACUCGUUGGAAUUCUCUCCUGCUAUGGAAUGACUUUCAUCAUCCUGAGUGAACCCACAAGUUGGAUCUGCACAUACUUGCGCAUUGGAUUGGGUUUGUGCUUGAGCAUCUGCUACAGUGCCAUAUUAACAAAAACAAUUCGCAUAUCGCGUAUAAUAAAUGUGGAUAAAAUAUCGGUGAAAAGGCCAUCGUACACCUCACCAAGGAGUCAAGUGGCUAUUGCUAUUGGAAUAACCUCGGUCCAGUUGAUCGGUGCAAUAGCCUGGCUAGUGAUAGAAGCACCGGACAUCAAAGAAAUUCAUCCAAGUCCAUUGACAGCAGUGCUCACUUGUCGUGUAUCAACAUUUUCACUGAUGAUGUCACUAGUAUACAAUAUGGUGCUCAUACUCCUGUGCACAUUGUAUGCAUUUAAAACACGGAAAAUACCAGCAAAUUUCAAUGAAGCUAAAUACAUUGGUUUCACCAUGUACUCAACGUGUAUCGUAUGGCUGGCGUUCGUACCAAUUUACUUUAGUACUUACAACGAUUACACGAUUCAAAUAGCAAGUAUGUGUAUGUGCAUCAACAUCUCGGCUACGGUUGUCCUGGGAUGUCUAUUCACCCCCAAAGUAUAUCUCGUACUCUUCCAGCCGGAAAAGAACAUCAGACCAGGCCAUCCGAACAUGGCACCGGGCGCCACCGGUGGUGGCAAUGUGGGUCCAGGUCACCACAAUCGACAGAACUACAGCAUGCGUUUCGCAUGCCCCCGGAGUCAAACAAUGCAGAGUGUAACCUCGUAUUCCCGAAGUAGUCCAACGAGGCACAGUCAGCCCGACGUGAAAGCUAUCAACGGAGAGUCGCAGUUACCCGCGAGCCCAUCCUGCGAUGAGACCUCCUUCAGCUAGGU